Peronospora matthiolae is the source of this 306-nucleotide messenger RNA. The record is from the annotation of a GenBank genome assembly. NCBI's taxonomy places the organism in Eukaryota, Oomycota, Peronosporomycetes, Peronosporales, Peronosporaceae.
AUGUCUCGCUUUGGCGUGCACGUCAGCCACGCGUUCGUGUCGAGAUUUCAACUACGUUGUGGCGAGAAGGACAUGGAUUCUACGACCCCAGUGCAAAAAUGGAUGCACGGACCGAUACCGGACAGACGCAAACCAGUCGCAUGCAAGAAGUCCGGGUACGACCGCCAGACAGUGGACAAGGGGCUUGCUUACGCAUACCAUCGAAAGUAUCGCAGCCACGAACCUACGUUCGAGCACGCUUACCCACCUCCGCAUGUCAGAAAUCCACCGCGAGCGAUGGUGCGUCGGCUCAGCUCUAACCCGUGA